Gracilinanus agilis (Agile Gracile Mouse Opossum) is the source of this 753-nucleotide messenger RNA. RefSeq names its product 2-iminobutanoate/2-iminopropanoate deaminase-like. The record is from RefSeq and is a predicted model, not a curated record. The transcript is spliced from 6 exons. The coding region runs from base 82 to 489 and encodes 135 amino acids. Gene Ontology annotation, cellular component: cytosol. Gene Ontology annotation, molecular function: deaminase activity. NCBI's taxonomy places the organism in Eukaryota, Metazoa, Chordata, Mammalia, Didelphimorphia, Didelphidae.
UAAAGGUUACUUCAGUGAUCGGGAGUUGUACCGGGGGAAGAACUACUUGGUUUUUCGGUGAAGGAAUUUUUUUUAAUUGCCAUGGCUUCCUCAAUGAAAAAAGUACUCAGCACAGAAAAGGCACCACAAGCCAUCGGCCCCUACAGCCAAGGUUUAUUGAUCGACCGGACCCUGUAUGUCUCUGGACAGGUUGGUAGGGAUCCUACGAGUGGAAAGCUUGUAUCAGGAGGCCUGGCAGAAGAAUUUAAGCAGGCUCUUGUAAAUGUGGGAGAAAUUCUCAAAGCUGGAGGCUGUGACUUCAGUAAUGUGGUAAAGACUACUGUUCUACUGGCCAACAUAAACGACUUCAAUCUUUUUAAUGAUGUCUACAAGCAAUUUUUCAAAGGUUGUUUUCCAGCCAGAUCUGCUUACCAAGUUGCUGCUUUGCCUCUCGGAGCUCGUGUGGAAAUUGAAAUGAUAGCUGUGCAGGGGCCACUCACCUGCAUCUGAUUAUGAAAAGUGUUCUGGCAGCAGCAUGUUAGACUGAACAUGCUGCUUCAUGAUUCUUCAUCUUCUCAUUUUAGCAGCUUUUAUUGAAAAUCCUUAACUUUAAGCAAAAUAGCAUUUCAGUGACUAAAUUUAGAAGCUGUUCCAAGUUAGGGGAAAAAACAAAAUUAAAGUGUUAUCACCACUUUGAAUUGGAAAACAGACCCUCAUUGUAUAAUAGCAGAGCCAAACAGAACUAAGGAAUCAUCCUUCAAAGAUAUUUCAGAU